Molecule: messenger RNA, 2064 nt
Organism: Camelina sativa (false flax)
Lineage: Eukaryota; Viridiplantae; Streptophyta; Magnoliopsida; Brassicales; Brassicaceae
Product: UDP-glucose 6-dehydrogenase 3
Biological process (GO): glycosaminoglycan biosynthetic process
Cellular component (GO): nucleus
Molecular function (GO): NAD binding; UDP-glucose 6-dehydrogenase activity
Source: RefSeq, a predicted model, not a curated record
UACAUGUUAGGCAAUUACUACUAAUAUUUACGUGUAAAAGUUUGUUGUUGCCUUGUUGGUUUAGCUCUGCGGCUAAGUUAGCACUGCCAAAUUUUGUGAGCCCCCUAGAAGGCUAGAACUAGUGAAUAAAAAAAAAUACUAAUAAAAACUGGAAAAAAAAGUAACUAAUAAAAGUUUAGGAGCCACGUUAUGGGAGUCUCAGGGGCAUUUACGGAGAAUCAUGACCUAUAUAAACAAGCUUCUUCUUCUGAUCACCACCGUCACAAUUAAUUUCCCCGCAAUUCCAUACACAUUCCCCACAACCACAACCACAACCACAGUGUGAGGAGCGAACCUGAAAAAGUUACGUAGCUCCACUCCUGACUCCUCCACAUAAGAUUAAAUUAAAAAUGGUGAAGAUCUGCUGUAUUGGAGCUGGGUAUGUUGGUGGUCCAACUAUGGCCGUCAUUGCUUUAAAAUGUCCUAACGUUGAAGUAGCUGUUGUUGAUAUCUCUGUACCACGUAUCACUGCUUGGAACAGCGACCAGCUCCCAAUCUAUGAGCCAGGUCUCGAUGAAGUUGUCAAGCAAUGCCGUGGCAAGAACCUUUUCUUCAGUACUGAUGUUGAGAAACACGUCAGAGAAGCUGAUAUCGUCUUUGUCUCUGUUAAUACCCCUACCAAGACUCGUGGUCUUGGAGCUGGUAAAGCUGCUGACUUGACUUACUGGGAAAGCGCUGCUCGUAUGAUCGCUGAUGUUUCGGUUUCAGACAAGAUUGUUGUCGAGAAAUCAACCGUUCCUGUCAAAACCGCUGAAGCUAUCGAGAAGAUCCUUACACACAACAGUAAAGGAAUCAAGUUCCAGAUUCUCUCUAACCCUGAGUUCCUUGCUGAAGGAACUGCUAUUGAAGAUCUUUUCCAUCCUGACCGUGUUCUGAUCGGUGGUCGUGAGACCCCUGAAGGGUUUAAAGCUGUCAAUGCCUUGAAAGAUGUUUAUGCUCAGUGGGUUCCAGAAGAUAGAAUCCUAACUACUAAUCUCUGGUCCGCUGAGCUCACCAAGCUUGCUGCCAAUGCCUUCUUAGCUCAAAGAAUCUCAUCUGUCAAUGCUAUGUCUGCUCUCUGUGAAGCCACUGGUGCUAACGUCACUGAAGUCUCCUUUGCUGUUGGUAAAGACUCUAGAAUCGGUCCCAAGUUCUUGAACUCCAGUGUCGGUUUUGGCGGCUCCUGUUUCCAGAAAGAUAUCCUCAACUUGGUCUACAUCUGUGAAUGCAACGGCCUCCCUGAAGUUGCGGAAUACUGGAAACAAGUCAUCAAGAUCAAUGACUACCAGAAAACUCGGUUUGUAAACCGCAUUGUCUCCUCAAUGUUCAACACAGUUUCCAACAAAAAGAUUGCUGUCCUCGGAUUCGCCUUCAAGAAAGACACUGGUGACACGAGAGAGACUCCAGCCAUUGAUGUCUGCAAAGGUUUGUUAGGAGACAAAGCCCGAAUUAGCAUCUACGAUCCGCAAGUCACUGAAGAACAGAUCCAAAGAGACUUAACCAUGAACAAGUUCGACUGGGACCAUCCACUUCACCUCCAACCCAUGAGUCCAACCACCGUGAAACAAGUCUCAGUCGCUUGGGACGCUUAUGCUGCCACCAAAGACGCCCACGGAAUCUGCUUGCUAACUGAGUGGGACGAGUUUAAGACACUUGACUAUGAGCGGAUCUUUGAAAAUAUGCAGAAACCAGCGUUUGUCUUCGAUGGAAGAAAUGUUGUUGAUGCAGAGAAGCUGAGGAAGAUAGGGUUUAUUGUUUACUCUAUUGGUAAGCCAUUGGACCAGUGGCUCAAGGACAUGCCUGCUCUUGCUUAGCUUUGAGUCUUAUUCUCAAGAUUUGGAUUGCUUUUUCUCUAUAUAUAUGUUGGUUAUAUCAAAUAAUUUUGUUCUGUUUCUUUUUGAUGAGACAUUUUCCAAUACUUUAUCAUAUGUUUGGUUAGAAAGAGAGACUAGAUUUGGUUAUUAUCGCUAACCACCUUGUACGUUGGAUAUCAAAUUUGUAAGCUUCUCAAACAUUUUCAAUAUAUAAACCUUUUACUGUUUUUCA